Messenger RNA from Rotaria sp. Silwood1, 1140 nucleotides. The record is from the annotation of a GenBank genome assembly. Lineage: Eukaryota; Metazoa; Rotifera; Eurotatoria; Philodinida; Philodinidae.
AUGGCUACAGCAUUAAGUUAUGAGUCGCAAACACCAAUUCUUCGUAGGCCGAGAAAUUUUCAAUGGUGUUGGAAUUUAUCUGAUAACUUGCCAAACUGUGACCCAGAAUCAUGGGAAAAAUACAGUGAUAUUGAAAAUGAAAUCAUCGAAGACGCUUUCAUGGACGGAAAAACAGAAGUUGAAAUUGAUGGCGAUCGUUUAGUUGACUUAGGUUAUAUGCGAGAUUACACAAAAUCGGACAAGUCUAAUGUACAUUUUAUCAAACGUUUUCCCUUAAUCAAAAGUGAAGCAAAUGCUUCACUGCGCACCAAACGAUUUUCCACAUCACUUCCGAUACUUUGGGAAUCGUCUGACGAAGAAUUUGGCCUUGAUCCACUAGUUCGACAGGAAAUUCAUAAUCGAUAUAUUAACCAGAAAGGCUGUGGUAACAAAACAUUUUCGGCAGUCGUCGAAGAUGCGGCAACGGGAAUUAUUACCGAAGGUACUGCCUUGGAAAAACAAUGCGAAGCAGAAUGGUUAGCUCAGCAAUUAUUAGCAGUAAAACAUCAUGGGACAGCGCCUAAACGAGAAAGUUUGGCUCUGCCUAAAGUGAUUGGUGAAACUUGUAUUUUCCUCUAUACGCGAGAUAGCUUUUGGUUCAAGUUAAUAAAUAAAGUUCUUCGCACUUCCAGAGAAUUUAUCGAAGAAUAUGUGAAAACUCUUGGUCCAUUUUGUUAUCUUUUGCAUAUAGCUUUGAAGGAACAUGCAGAUAAUACAACAAAGAUAGUUUAUCGUGGAGUAAAUAUCAGUGAUGCUGAAAGAGCAGAAUAUACAUCAGGCCGUGAAAUUCAGUUUUAUUCGUUUGUAUCGACAAGCAAAAAUCGAGCUCUGGCAGAGAUUUAUGGAAAUACUCUUAUGAUUAUAGAUUUACGGGAAUAUCAACCAGAUGAUCCAGGUAGCACUCCAGAGAAAAUGCUCCGUAGCCGUACAGCUUACUGUGGAGCUUCAAUUGCUCAUCUGUCAAAUUUUCCAGAAGAAGAAGAAUUUUUAAUAUGGGGAUUUGGAUUGCCGGUAUUUGUGAUUAAAAAGUGUGAAUAUGAUGCUACGAACGAUAAACAUAUUAUCUAUUUACGCUUUUCAAUGGAUAAUAUUUAUUGGUAG